AUGGAAAAUCCACCAUCAAAAUUAGAAACAUUUAGGAAACUACGAAAAAGUGUCAAUUGGGAGAUUCCACAUGAACGAGUUAACCUUCUCUAUAAGUUCGACGACUUGAUCAAAUCUUGGGAGGGACAAUUUCCAGAUCUUCGAGAUGUUUUUAAAAAGGAAGAAAUUGACAGGCUUCUCAUCGAGGAGUAUGAGAUGGUCAAAAGUAUGGAGUCCAACCCAAGGAUGCAUUGUAGGCCCAGAAGUUCAUCGUUCAUAGAUUUUGUGAUUGAAAACGGUUACAGGGGCGAGUCCGACGUUGGUGGCGACGGCAAACCACUAUUACAUCGUACCACAGCGGUGCAUCUCGCGGCUAAACGCGAGUAUUACAGCCUCGUUGCUGAUCUAUUUCGAGUAUACGACAGAUACGACUUGAAUUAUUUCGAUGAUAUGGGCUUGACGCACUUCCACGUGGCCUGCAUGACUGGCUGCGACCAAGUCGUGAAGAGAUUUCUCGAAGUCGGACAGGAUCCGAAUUGCCUCGACUACCUAACGGGCGAUUCGCCGCUGCACUUGGCACUGAAACAUGGCCACAAAAAAGUGACGGAAUUAUUGUUGAGAAAUGGCGCCAAUCCCAAUUUGGCUAACGACGAGGGACUAACUCCUCUGCACUUCAUUUGCCAGAAUUCUAAAAAGAAUCAAUUCGAAUGUGAAAGUGAAGCUGUUGAGUUGAUGAAUCUAUUUUUCACGAUCAACGACGAAAGACAUCAGCCGGUGCAGGUCGAUGCGAAGAACCAAUUGGGUCUAACACCGAUUCAAUGGGCUGUGGCGAAUCUCUUGCCGGUCGCGAUCGAUGUACUCGUGGAUCAUGGGGCUGAUCUGUCUGAAUUCGUUGUCCCCAGGGCGAGUCACCUCUUCGAGGUAUCGAAACUUCACGAAAUUGAUCAUGCGAUGGAUUUUAAAUUGAACCUAACGUCUUGCCUCCUGGCCGUCGUCGGGUAUCUGGAGAAAAAUGGAUACCAGCUGAAACGAAGCGAUGCCGCGACGAUCAUGACAUUAUUUGCUAAGCAUAAAUUGUUUGAGAACUCAGAACAUUGGCGCGAAGAAGAUCAUCUGUGCGAGAAAUUGUCCAGAGAUUUUUUUCGACGAUGGGCACUGGAUUCUUUCUUGAAGCUGACGCGCUACAAGUUGCCGAUUCUCUGCUGCAGACUGAUCAUCGACGAAUCGUUCAAGAACAAAGAUUUAUGGUAUAUUUUCUUGGCGGCAAAGGAUCAGAGUUCUCAAUGUCGAUAA
Molecule: messenger RNA, 1272 nt
Organism: Trichogramma pretiosum
Lineage: Eukaryota; Metazoa; Arthropoda; Insecta; Hymenoptera; Trichogrammatidae
Product: ankyrin-1-like
Exons: 1
Coding region: 1-1272 (423 amino acids)
Biological process (GO): positive regulation of transcription by RNA polymerase II
Cellular component (GO): nucleus
Molecular function (GO): protein binding; transcription cis-regulatory region binding
Source: RefSeq, a predicted model, not a curated record